AUGGGUUCAUUUUCGCUCCCCAAGCUGAUCGAUAACGAAAAGUACAGAAAAACAGGUGAGAAUUAAUUUGCAAAUUCUGGAAUUUUCACACCUUUUCUCGUCCAUCAGAACUCAAUCAUCUCUCCCUAGAAAAAAGGCGUGCUGAAAUGAAAUGGAAAGAACUGGAAAGGGAAAGAUUUUUGUCGGUCAACCCAUGUGGGUCAACUCGUUCGCCAUCAGCCAUCAGUGCUUUUUCCCACACUCUCUUGUUCUCAAUUUCAAUUUUCUUCCCAAGUUUGGUUUUUCAUAACUUCUAUUUGUGAUAUUUUCCUUUCAAGAUGUCUUCGGAAGAGGAGGACCGGAGAGAAAUCGCCUAUGGCGUCACGAUUGUAGUCAGUUUUGCCGUUGUUCUGACCACCGUCAUUUCUUUUACUGCCACGGUUCCGGUUCUUUCUGAUUUAGUUUUUGAAUCUCUGCGCCAGUCAACGUCUGAUGCGUCAUUCUGUGAGGUAAGCCUAGUUUUUUGGAAAAUUAUUCAACUUUUUUUUUAGUUCAGACGAAUCAGUAUUUUGAAUCAUCGUUUAUUCGUCUAUUUACUUAUGAAACAGUUCUCCACUAAAAUGUUUUUAGUUUUUUUUUUCUUGAAUCAAAAAGUUCUUGUUAGAAUUGCCACUAAAAAAAAUAAAAAUGAGUCAAAAGUCGUCAUUAUUCUUUUUAAAAAAUUAAUAAUUUGGAACACCAAUAAUGUUGAUUAUUGAUCCAACUUGUCAGUCCUUCGCAAAAGUCUUUUUUUCGAGAAAAAGUUCAGGAAAGCUUUCUUUCGAAACGAGCAAACAGUAUCUUAAAAAAAUAUGUGAUCCGUUAAAUCCUCUCAAAAUAUAUUAUAAAAGGGCUAGUAUAUUUCUAAAACUUUCCAAUUUAUUUGAUUUAAAAUUUUUUCAAUUUCUCUGAUAAACUCAACUUUAAACUUUUUUUCAGUUUCUCAAUCGAAUAUAAUUUUUCCAUUUCCUUUCUUUCUUUGAAAUUUUUUUAUUAAAAAAAUUAAAUUAUAUUCUCAUGAAGAUUUGCAGAUUUUAGUGCUUUUUAUGGCUCCCUGAACAGGUUUCAAAAGUUUAAUUUCUAGGCGAAUAUGCGAGAAAUCGAGAUACUCGUUUCCAAAGCUGAAGUCGUUGAUCUUGAAGCGAAUUCAACGUCUUCUCGUCAGAAACGUGACGAAAUUGACGAGUAUUUGAGGCAAACCGGACAAAAGGCUUCGAGUUCUUGCAAGUGGGUGAUUCGAAAUUAGUUAGGGAGCUCAGAAGAAAGUUCAAUUUUUAAUCUGCUUCAGUUCGAAAUCCGUUCAUUUUUUAUAAACUGCUUCAUAAGAUUCUCUAGUAGGAAAAUCUCAGCGCGUAAUUCAAAAACAAAACCCAUCUGGUUUAAUCUUUUUUAAAACUAUCAGAUUGAAAUGUCAAUCGAUAUUAUUGGCUUUAUUUUUAUUAAAUAAUUACGUUGAAACUUCAAUACCAGAAUUCUUUCACAAUUUUGUAUACAUUAACUUUAUUUGACUCGAAAGAGGGCCUUCAAAAAACGUUCAGAUCAUUUUGAAAAGUUUCGAUUUGUGAAGAUCUUUUGAGCUGUCUUAAAGUCCUUGACAUUUUUCUCAAGGAGCCUUUAGCAAUUUUUGAAGAUCUUGAGACUUUCAAAGUUUUAUUUUGAGCCAUACAAGUCUUCUGAUUUUUUUUAAGCCUCAGCAAGGAGUUUCGAAAAAACUUGAAUUGGCAGAUGUGAACACCCGGCGGGUCGACCCGGUCUCCCCGGCCGGGACGGUCUCAGAGGCUCCCGGGGAACAGAAGGAGCUCCAGGUCUUCCAGCUCGUCUCCCCUGUGAGGCUCCACUCGACCGGAAACAGUUUUGUCUCGAUCCUUGUCCCCGAGGAAAACAAGGCGCUACUGGAGUUACUGUACGGUUUUUUUUUGAUUUUGUGAAUUUUCUGUGAAUUCUACCUAUUUGAAAAGAAUUAUCGAAGUCUCAAAAUGAAGAGGACUUGUAAAGAGAAGAUUUUCAAUCAAAAUUUUUUCACCCAUAUUUCAAGUUUUAGGGCGUCAAAGGAGACAAAGGGGCCCCCGGCUUACCUGGAACCAACGGAAAAAGAGGAGAAGAUGGAAAAAGUUUAUAAAGUCAUUUUUUUAUAAGGGGAAAAUAACAAAAAAAUUUCAGGUUGGUCCGAAAGGUCCAAUGGGUCCCAUCGGUAUACCUGGACUUGAUGGAGAGGUUGGUUCAAACAAAAACUUUUUUUCCGUGUAAAAAUUUUUCCUCGAUCUGCUUCCUAAUUUUCAUCGAAAUUCUUUCCUUCAGAAGUCUCAAUUUUUUGUUGAGUCUCUUUACAGGUCGGAGACGCCGGUGAAGACGCGGCGCCGCAGCCGUUCAUCCCAGGACCACCAGGACCUCAGGGCGACGAGGGAGUCCCAGGACCGCCUGGUCCUACCGGAAUGCCCGGAAUCGACGGCCCGAUUGGGCCCGCCGGCCCUCGAGGCAAAAAAGGAAAGCCCGGAUAUCCUGGAACAAAUGGAGAAAACGGCGCCGAAGGGCCGAUGGGCGAACGAGGCGACGAAGGAAAGAAGGGGGUUCGAAUAAUUUUUUUAGCUCCUCUAUUAAAAAAAUUACUUCAGUGCUACUAUAUAAACAGGAUCUUUGAAAUAUUCUCAUCAUUUUGAUAAUAUUAUAUUAUCGGAAAAUUUAUUCAUUUUAUAACUCGACUGAACACCUUCACGCUCAAUUUUUCAUUUUUUUUUUUUUUUCAUCUGUCAUGUUGUGAAGGGGGUAAUUUCAAAACUUUCCUUCUUAAAGAAUGGCAGGGCUAAACUUAGAGAUUUAAAAUAAAAAUAAAAACGAAUUUUCGACUUUUCUGAUUUCAUCUCUGUUAGCCUCUCUUCAGGAGUUUUUCAAAAUUCAAUAUAUAGUGUAUUCCGCGCCACACGGUCACGUUUUGAAAGCUCAGCAGAAGAAGAGCCACCAUAAGCACAGCUUUGUUUCUGUUAUGAUAAAGUCACAUGAUACAGAACUUUUUUGUUCGAUGCACGCGGCCUUUCUCUGUGCGUGCGCCUUUAAUUCAGCCUAAAAGUUUGUAAUGUAUGAAAGGCGCAUGCAUGUAGACAGUUACCACCCAUCGAAGAGAGGGGUUCCGUAGCUCGGAAGGAGAAAAGAUGUGGAGAUUCCAGGUAUGCCCAACGUACUGCGCGACGGACGGUGGAGUCUUUUUCGUUCAACCGCCAGAUUGGAUGUUCCACGAUUGA
Caenorhabditis auriculariae is the source of this 3254-nucleotide messenger RNA. The record is from the annotation of a GenBank genome assembly. NCBI's taxonomy places the organism in Eukaryota, Metazoa, Nematoda, Chromadorea, Rhabditida, Rhabditidae.